Molecule: messenger RNA, 2019 nt
Organism: Hyphopichia burtonii NRRL Y-1933
Lineage: Eukaryota; Fungi; Ascomycota; Pichiomycetes; Serinales; Debaryomycetaceae
Gene: RGD1
Product: Rgd1p
Exons: 1
Coding region: 1-2019 (672 amino acids)
Biological process (GO): signal transduction; regulation of GTPase activity
Cellular component (GO): cytoplasm
Source: RefSeq, a predicted model, not a curated record
AUGUCUAAUCCAGUCUCGAGUGGCUCCAACGGGGGCGGGCUUAACAUCAGUUUCAAUGAUUCUGCUAAUUCAAACGCUAGUAGUAGCGCUGGUACUAAUCAGCCGCCCAAAAGUCCAAAUGCUAAUUUGAAUGCUUCUACUAAUUCGAGUUCAAGUAAUAAAGAGAUCAUUAGUGAUUUGAACCAAUCUCAGGAUUCAGAGUCGGCUAAGUUGUUGGAACUGGAAAGAAUACAAGGGGUCUUGAAUAGUGACGGGUCGUUGGAUUUGCUUCUAAACCGCUUGAAACAAAGUAUCACUACUGGAGAUGAAUUUGCUAAAUAUAUAAAGAAAAGAGCGUUGAUUGAAGAUGAUCAUUAUAACCAAUUGAAGAAAUUUGCUCUGAUCACUAGAACUUCAAUGAAGACAUCUCAAAAAAUUAAAAAUGAUUCUUUUAGUACUAAAUUAGAUCAAAUUAUUGAAUUUGAUGAAAAAUUAUUCAAUGUUGGUUCUUCAUACGUCAAGGCUUUAAACGUUAUGUAUGAUGAGUUAAGUUCUUUAUGUCAAACCAUUAGUAGGUCAAGAAAAUUGAUCAAAGAUGAAGGUAAAAGAAAAGAAAAAGAAUGUAUUGACUCUAUAAUGGCUGCUGAAAAGGCUAAACAAAAAUAUCAUCAUUUAUGUGAUGAUUUAGAAAAAUUGAAAACUUCUGAUCCAAAUAAGAAAUCUUUUUCUUUGAAAAAUAAGACGGUCGAACAACAAGAAGACGAUUUACAAAGAAAAGUAGAUUUGGCUGAUCAAGAUUAUAAAUCAAAAGUUAAUACUUGCAAGAAAUUAAAAGAUGAAAUGUUAAUGAUUCAUAGACCAACUAAUUCUAAAAAAUUGAAAAAUUUAAUCUUGGAAACUGAUAUUGCCUUGAAUGUUCAAUUACAAAAAUUCGCAACUUGGAAUGAAACUUUAAUUAUGAAUUCAGGGGUUUUAAUCAGUCCUUUACAAUCAAGUAAACAAUCAAUGAAAGCUUUGGCUUCCUCUAUUGAUAAUGAAAAAGAUUUAUAUCAAUAUUUAAUUAAAUUCGAAAAACAACCAACUAAUAAAUCAUUAGUACCAGUUGAUUACGUGGUUCAUCCUUCUUUAGCAAGAAAUCAAAAACCAAUUUCAAAUAAACCAUUUUUAAAUAAUAACUUACAACCAAAACAAGCAAAUAAUACCUUACCUUCUCCAAAUCGUAAUCAAGAUAUGUCAAAUAAUACCUCCAAUCAAACCAAACCAAUUGCAUCUCCAAAUCCUUCAUUUUACGAAAAUAAUCAUAAUUCCAACCAUGAUGAUCAAAGUAAUCUUACUUAUAAUUCAUUAGAUCCUGCUAGUAAUGCAAAUACUCCUGAUUUAAAUGGUCCUAAAUCUUUGACAAGUCAAAUGAAUCAUUUGUCCCAACCCACCUUUGGUGUAUCGAUUGAGGAUGUUAUACAAUUUGCCGGUAUAGACAACGUUCCCUUGGUUGUUAAAAAAUGUAUUGAAAUCGUUGAAUCUUAUGGUUUGGAUAUCGAGGGAAUCUAUAGAACAAGUGGUAAUAAAGCAACAGUACAACAUUUAAGAGAAUCUAUCGAUAAUAAAUUCACUAAUUAUCUUUUAAUUGGCAGCAAUAUCGAUCCUUCAAAUAUAUUGGAUGCAGAUAUCUAUUGUGUUGCAUCUUUAUUGAAACUUUAUUUGGCUUCUUUACCAGAACCAUUAUUAACAAGAGAAUAUUAUCAAUCUUUUAUCGAAACCGUUAAAGCUUCUGAUGAAACAUAUAUCGCUAAAAAAUUACAUCAUUUGGUCUUCAAUUUACCAGAUGGUGCAUACUUCACUUUAAGGGCUUUGAUUUUCCAUCUCAAUAAAGUUGCCGCUCAUCAGCAUCUAAAUAGAAUGUCAGCAAAAUCUUUGGCCAUCAUUUGGGGACCGGCACUUUUAAAUGAUAAUUCAAUGAGCCCUCAAGAUUUGAGCUAUAAGAGUAAAGUCGUUGAAGAAUUAAUGUUGAUUGCUAACGAAAUUUUCGAUACUGAAGAUUAA